AUGCGCCUCUUCGUGUGCUAUGCUGAUUUUUCAGUUGGACAAGUCAUUGAAAAAGCACUACGGAACUUUGAGUCGUCCACAGAAUGGGCAGAUCUCAUCUCCUCUUUGGGCAAGCUUAACAAGGCAUUACAAAGUAAUCUUCGUUACUCCCUCCUUCCAAGGAGGCUAAUCAUAGGAAAGCGUCUGGCACAGUGUCUGCAUCCAGCUCUCCCCAGUGGGGUUCAUCUAAAGGCCCUUGAAACCUACGAGGUCAUCUUUAAAAUCAUUGGGACCAAAUGGCUUGCAAAAGAUCUGUUUAUUUACAGCUCAGGCUUGUUUCCUCUGCUGAGCCACGCUGCCAUGGCAGUGAAGCCCGUGCUUCUUGCUCUGUACGAGCGUUACUAUUUACCAAUACAACGAGCCUUGCUUCCCAGCCUUCAAGCUUUCAUAACUGGACUGCUGCCUGGUCUUGAAGAAGGUCUGGAGGUGUAUGACAGAACUGAUGCAUUGCUGUUGAAGUUAUCGCUGCUGGUUGGACAGCAGGUUUUUUACGGCGCACUCUGGGGUUGUGUUUUGGUUAGUCCAAUGGUUCGACUUCCAGCUUCAGUGUUCAUUGUCACUCACUUUGACCGCAUGGUGUGCCUGAGUCAGCAGACGUAUAUGCUGGGCUAUGAUCACCAUCUUGUGGUGAAGUCAUUGAGUCUUUCUUUACAAGAUUCCAAUGUCCUUGUCCAGAGAAACAUGCUAGAGGUCCUGCUCUACUUUUUCCCCUUUGCUACAUGUCUGAAUCCGGUUGAGGCCAGUAUUGCCAUGAGUGUGGAAGCCUUGAUGUCCCUGGUCUCCGCUGCACUGCUCACACUUCUCCGCAGAGACAUGUCCCUCAACAGACGCCUUUAUGCCUGGCUUUUAGGCACAGAUAUUAAAGGUGGCAUGGUUGCCCCUCACCCAGCCCUUUCUACAACAGUUGAGGAGCAUACAACAUUCUACUUCAAUACAUAUUCUAAAAGUUACCUUGUGCAGGCAAUGUUUAAUAUUAUAAAACAAAAAGACAUGGAGUCAGACCCAGAGAAGGUGGUUGGGUAUCUGAGGCCGUUUCGCAUUCUGAUGAGCCUCCUGGAUAAACCAGAAAUAGGUCCGCUGGUUUUGAGCAAUGUUUUACUGGAGUUGGUUCGAGCCUUCUACAGCUCCUGCAGAGAAAUGCUUGGUGAGGAAACUAUCAGCAGCUCAGGACUUUCAGGCAACCACUUAGCCAGCAAGAUAAAAGAAAACAAGAAGGCCUCUGAGAUUAUUAAGACGAUGAAUAUGCUCAUGAGCACGAUGAACAGUGAAUAUCUGUGGGAAUAUAUGACACGUCGCUUCUGUACGGCCCUGAGUUCCAAAGAUGACCCCCCAAAACCUCCAAUGCCAGACUGCAGUCACCCUGCUACAUCCGUCUCGGAGAUGUCUAAGCUCAUUAUCUUUCUGCUCGACAUUAUACCUUUGGAGUUGCACGCCGACAUUCAGUCCCAAUUUCUGCCUGAAAUGUUGGGCACAAUGUUGAGAGCGCUGCAGAGCAAUAUCUGCUCACUGAGUUUGGGGGAUGUCACCCAAAGUCUGCGGGCCUGCUUCAAAGUUCUUAGUAAGAUCCAAAUGCCUGUGUCUUACAUGGACGGGGAGGCAGGGACCAGCACGCAAGAGAUGUUCUCCCAGAUGCAAGAGAGGAGUGACAAUAGCAAGAGCGUUCCUGACAAUGGGGAAAAGGCUGCCAACGGUCAUCUUAAUGGUCAGUGCGGAGACACAAAUUCCAACAGAAACAGUGCAGAUGAGGCAGAGUCUGGUGUUUAUGCACCGCUCCGGUCUGAAGACAGUGGUCUGGGAAUUAGUGCAUCACCCUCAGAACAACUUUUGCCACCGAUGAUUGGAACGCAGACUGAGGAAAAUAAAAGUAUCAAAGACAGCGAGAGAGUGUGGCGGAAAGGUGGAAGUGUUCACAGCUUUGUCCCAUGCCUUCAGGACAUUCUUGCUUUCUUAAGCACCAGAUACCUGCUUGUUCAGGUGGAAGAAAUCCACAAUUCGGAGGAAGAGUCCCAGCCGCCCCUUUCCCCUUCUCCUGUGGACCAAAAGAACCGUCCACCUGGAAGAGAAAUUAAAGACAAACUUGCUGGGCUCUUUGUUUCAAAUAUUUUGAAACCUCGAUUCUCCACUGAUGACGCUGCCUCAGUGGAGCUGCAGACAGCCGCCUCUGAUGAACAGUUUAAAAAGAAAAGGGAUCGUUUGUCUCAUGGCUGUCUGCACUGGGGAGAGGGUUAUAUGCCCAGAGGAAAAGGAGACAUUUCUGAAGACUGUCGUCAGGCGUUUACAGCUUCUUGUCAUCUCCUACUAGAAUGCAUUACAUUUCCGAUCUACCUAAGUGAAGAGGAGACACUUACUCUCUACACAGACAUGUUUGGUCACUCCGGUUGUAUUGUUGAAGAUUUGCCAGUGUGGCUGAGAUCAUUGAUGAUACUCUGCUGCCUGUCAAGAGACUACUACAUCCAACACACAGCUGUGGCCACGCUGUUGGAACUCAUAAACCAUUCUCAGUCUUUAGCACUGGUUAUUCAGGACAAACAGAAGCGAUACCAAACCUCAGACUCCAAUCCUCUGAGUGGUAGGCUACAGAUGGUCACAGAGCCGCCCGUUUACCCUGCGGUCCUCAGAGCUAUCGAGAUAGAAACCGAUUUCUAUCAGCGGAUGUCCCAAGUCCUGUGGUCGCAGCUGGACACAGAGCGCAAAGAACAGCACAUUUCCUGCGUGGAUCUUUUCUUCAGGCUCCACUGUCUGGCUCCAUCUUCAUCAAUAUGUGAAGACAUCAUUUGCAACGCACUACUAAACCGAGACAAGACUGUCAGACUAGAGGCGUUACACCGCUUCACAGUCCUUUGGCAUCUAACCAGAGAGACCCAGAACAGCAGAUCUCUGUCCCUCAAUCGCUCAUUCGAUAGAUCGCUGUGUGUGGUAGUGGACAGCCUAAACUGCACAGAUGGCUCCAUCGCUGCCGCCGCUCACUGUUGGUUGGUCAGGGCUCUGUCUCUUAACGAUGUGAUCAGAAUCCUGGAGCCUGUUCUCUUGUUGCUUCUUCACCCAUCCACUCAACGGUGCUGUAUCCAGAAUGUGAAACAAAAUCUUACUGCCGGAAACCUGAAGAUCUUGAACAGCAGAAGCCGGAGCUCAACAAAAACGUCUACAGACACAAUGGCAACUGAAGUUACAAUUUUUAACAUAAACAAUAUCCUUGAUCGAGAGUCCCUCUGGAUGGAAUUGGACAGUGGUCCUGAUUUGCCAAAAGAAUCUGAAGUUUUACCUUUGUCUCAAAGUGACAGUGAAGGGACUGAAGAGGAGGAAGAGCAGGAUGAUGAAGAUGUGAGUGAACACACUGAGUCUGCCGACACCAGUGGGGCACAAGUGUCCACAGAAAACUCCAGUUCUGGCUCUGCAGUCUAUCGCAUCAGUGAGGAGGGAGCCAUGGUCAAUGGGCUGCACAGGGUGGAAUCUGAGAGGACACAAGCUUCUGAUUCACUGUCAAGCGAGGAUGAAGACCAGGAACUGGAGGCAAUGGCAAGAUCUCGUCUCCUAAAGCAGGAGCGUGACAAGAGGGAGGCCAUCGACUCGCUGUUCCGCCAUGUGCUGCUGUAUCCUGUGUCAGGAGGAUGGCCCUACCUCCUCCAGGGCCUCACAUUGUUGCACAGUUUACUCAAAAGCAAUGCCCACUCCGACCUGGUAGAUGCUCUUUCUGCUUCCUCUCUGGACACAAGCUCAGCUGCACAUUUAAACCUCAUUUCAAAUCUUUUACAACGUCACCAACAGUCGCAGGAUGGAAAAUGUUUUUAUGGCUCUCUCCAGACCCCCAGCUCCUCUCCCUCCACCGUGCCUUCCCUGCUCAUAGAACUGCUUGUCUCAUUGUGCUUGAGUUUGCUGCGCUCUCAUUACCCCUCCUACCUCAGCUUGGGACCUCAGGAUCUGCAGGGAAACAGAGAGGUUCAAGUUAGGAGCGUGGAGGUCCUGACCCAGAUUAUGAACCAGCUCCACUGUAUGGCCCGUGCAAACAACAGCCCCACCCUCGACCUGAUCCGAAAAGUACUGCUUGAUUCCAAAGUGCAGCAAUAUGCCCUACUUACUCUGUCCGCAUCUAUGUAUGUCAGCCAGAGAGGAAGCGAGAGGGGAGUGAAGGCUGUUGAGUUGCUUGGAGAGGAUGGAGCGAGAGCUUUGCAGCCACAGUACGGUUACGCCAUGCAUCCGCACUGGGUGUCACUGGUGUGCUCCUCUUUGCCCUACCUGGGGCGCUCUCUGGGCAUCAUUGUGACUCCUUUUGUCAGUCAGAUCUGCAAGAACUUAGAUGAGCUCGUCAAGCUGUAUGAACACGAUGGAGCAAAGACUUUACAAAGAAAAGAAAACAUCGCUCCUGAUUAUGUCCUGACCCUUCUGGAAGGUCUGACCACCAUCACACACUUCUGUCUUCUGGAUACAAAAAAAUCCCACAUAUAUGAGGCUGUGGAUAUUCGCAAUGCACGUAAUGCGGUGCUGGAGUCCCUGCCCCACAUGCUGAGCAGCGCAGCUCUGUUGUGGGGUGUGCUGAUGAAGGAGGAGAACCAGAGGCGCAUGUUUGAUUCAACUCCGAGCAGACACACUUCAGCCUCUGUGUACUUCAAGAGCUCAAAGAUUCUACGGCAGCGGAUUCUUGAGUUCCUACUUCCUUUGACUGGACAGUAUGGCACUCAGCUCAUGGCCUCAGUGGCAGCAGUGUGGAGUAGUAGGAAGGGAAAACGGAGGCCCAAAAACAAAGUACUUCCUGUGGCUAGUGAGCCUCGACUAACUUUAGUGGAUCUGGUGAAAUCACUACAUUCUCUGAACACUGACACAAUCAUUCAUUUGGCUAAAGAGGUGGUCAAAAAACCCCAUCAGAUCAAAGGAGAUCAAAAGACAGCCUUAGUUGACAUUCCAAUGUUACAGUUCAGCUUCACUUUUAUUCAAAGCAUAUCGUCUCAGGAGCUGCAGGACAAUGUGGCUGCUCUCCUCACUCUGUUAAGAGAGUCUGCACAGUUCAACUUGACUCCACCAGGACAUUUCUUACUGCUCGGGAUCCUGAAUGAAGUUGUUGACAGACUUCCCAACCUCGACAACAAGAGAGAUGCCAGAGAUCUGCAAGAGGUGACUCAGAGAAUCCUUGAAGCAGUUGGAGCGAUAGCAGGUUCAUCUUUAGAGCAGACGAGUUGGCUCAGUCGCAGCCUUGGAGUCAAAGUUCAGCCACAAGUGUGCCAAGAAGCUGAUGAAGCUGAUGCAGAUGUGGACGGGGAUCUUAAUGAGUCUGUUGCACAAGCGAGCACAAUGGUGUCCUCAUCGGCACCGUCUGUCUACAGUGUUCAGGCUCUUGUGCUGCUUGCGGAGAUUUUAUCUCCACUUCUUGAUAUGGUGUAUCGCAGUGAUGAGAAGGAUAAGGCUGUUCCUCUCAUUUCCCGUCUUCUUUACUAUGUUUUUCCAUAUCUGAAAAACCACAGCAUUUACAAUAUUCCAAGCUUUGAAGCCGGGGCUCAGCUCUUGAGCAGUCUGAGUGGUUAUGCUUACACCAAACGAGCCUGGAAGAAAGAAGUAUUUGAGCUCUUUAUGGAUCCUCUCUUUUUCACAAUGGAAGCCUCUUGUGCACCCAGUUGGAAAUCGAUUAUUGACCACCUGCUGACUCAUGAGAAGACCAUGUUCAAGGACCUUAUGGGUAUGCAAAGCAGCUCUAUGAAACUCUUUACCAGCGCAGACCAGAAACCUAUGCUCCUGAAGCGACAGGCCUUUGCUAUGUUCAGUGGAGAAAUUGACCAGUACCAUCUCUAUCUGCCUCUGAUACAAGAGCGCCUCACUGAAGCGUUGCGGAUGAACCCCAGUGCAGCGGUUUCAGCUCAAAUGUUUCUCAUGUUCCGAGUUCUUCUUCUACGUAUCUCAUCGCAACACCUUACUUCUCUUUGGCCAAUAAUGGUCACUGAACUGAUCCGCAUAUUUGUACGAUUAGAGAAAACUCUGCACAUAGAGAAGGAGAACUCCAAACAGCCAAAAACUACCCGUGGAGAUAAGAAUGGACCAGUGAACUUUUCUCAGACAGAGUUGGACAUGUACUUGUCGGCCUGCAAGUUCCUGGACACUUCUUUGGCCUUUCCGACUGAAAAGAUUCCUCUGUUUCAGAUGUAUCGCUGGGCUUUCGUGCCGGAGGUAGAUGUGAAUCGUUACAGUGGACCAGAAAAUGCUCUGAUCGAGGGCGAGCAGGAGAGCACGCCGCAUGUUGUGAAAAUACUAGAAGGAAUUCAACAGCGCUAUGGGGCACUAAACGGACUGACUGAGGAGUCCACAACAGAGGGUUUGGAGUUCCCUCUUCUUACUCAGCGCUGCUUAAUGUCCAUUACUCAGCUGGUGCCUUUCUUUUGCACUCUCUGCUGUUCUUUCCAGAGGCCUUACAGCGAGCCUAUGCCUCACUUCCCGGUGGCAGAGUACCCAGCAUUCAGUUCAGAAACUGUACUAAAGAGGCUUGAAAACACCAUUGAGGAAGAAUUCCUGGACUGUAUGGAGAGUAAAAAUUAG
Knipowitschia caucasica is the source of this 6555-nucleotide messenger RNA. The record is from the annotation of a GenBank genome assembly. NCBI's taxonomy places the organism in Eukaryota, Metazoa, Chordata, Actinopteri, Gobiiformes, Gobiidae.